AUGUCGACCGCGAAUCUGCUCAAUACCAAUUUCGAAGAUGAGUCUGACGAAGAGGACUUCAAUCCUCAACCACAAGAUGCCUCCGAUGGCGAGGAUGGUGGUGAAGACGAAGACCCGAGCGCGCAAAUCCGCGAUGAAGCCUCAAAAAGGCGCGUAGAAGAAGACAACGGUUCGGGUGAUGAAGGAGAUGUUAAUACCCGGGCGCCAAAUGACGGGGAGGAAGAUGAAGAGGAGCCUGGCGAUGAUGACGAAGAAGACGAUGAAGAAGACGAAGAUGAAGAGGAAAUAGCAGGCCCAAAGAGAAAACGUGUCAAGCGAGACCGUCGCAAUGUAUUCCUUGAUGUUGAAGCCGAAGUUGACGAGGAUGAAGACGAGGAUGAAGAUGAUGAUGAUGAACUCGGAGAGGGCAAGAACUUUAUUGCAGAUACACAUCCAGAUGAUCUUGCGGAUUUGCCAGCCGGCGGCGAGACCGAUGACAGACGACAUCGAGAGUUGGACAGGCGGCGGGAGAUGGAGGCGAGCAUGGACGCAGAGAAGCAGGCGGAAAUUCUACGGCAACGAUAUGCAAACAAAGGACGAUCUAGUCGCGGUCUUGGAGAGUCAGAUAUUGUCCCGAGGAGGCUUCUUCUACCAAGUAUCAAUGAUCCAAGCAUUUGGGCUGUUCGCUGCAAGGAGGGCAAAGAGAGAGAGGCAGUCUUCUCUAUUAUCAAACGUAUCGAGGAAAGAAUCGGCACCAAGGACGAACUGGCUAUAACAUCUGCUUUCGAACGCGGUGGGACACAAUCGGUGAUGAAAGGCUUCAUUUAUGUCGAAGCGCAGCGCGCUUCCGAUAUCAUGGCGGCCCUCGACGGCCUAAUGAACGUCUAUCCGCGGACUAAAAUGCAAAUGAUUGCGAUUAAGGAAAUGCCCGAUCUUUUGAGGGUUCAUAAAACUCCACCGCUUGAGCCUGGAGCCUAUGUGCGGUUGAAGCGACCUCCUAAGUAUGCUGGGGAUCUUGCUCAGGUUAUUGAUGUGACGGAUACUGGUCUAGAGCUCCGAGUCAGAUAUGUGCCCAGAUUAGAUUAUGGAUUGCACGAAGAUUUGAAUGCACCACUGGAUGGACCAAAUGGCAAACGGAAGCGAGCACCAGCAGGUCCUCGGCCACCAUCACGGUUCUUCUCUGAGGUCGAAGCUAAAAAGCGGCACGCAAAAUAUCUUACUGGAAACCCUCAAACCAAAACUUGGACAUACUAUGGAGAUGAGUACGUCAAUGGCUUCUGUGAAAAAGAUAUCAAAAUCCAAGCCAUCCAGGUCGCGGAUGUCACCCCAACUUUGGAGGAAGUGACGAGAUUUUCAUCUGGAGGGGAUGACGGGACGGAAAAUAUCGAUCUGAACGCUUUGGCAGCGAGUCUCAAGGCGAGCACCGCUAAUGCAUCAUAUCUUCCCGGCGAUAUUGUUGAGGUGUACGAGGGUGAGCAGAAAGGAGUGAAAGGUAAAGCGGUGUCAAUUCAAGGCGACAUUGUAACUAUGGCUGUUCUAGAAGGCGCGCUCAGAGGGCAGACGAUUGAGGUACCGGUGAAGGGACUUCGGAAAAGAUUCAGAGAGGGUGACCACGUCAAAGUCAUUGGUGGCAGUCGGUACCGCGAUGAAGUCGGUAUGGUCGUCAAAAUCGCCGAAGACCGUGUCACAAUUCUUAGCGAUCAGAAUAAUUCUGAAAUUACAGUGUUCAGUAAGGACCUUCGGGAAGCCAGCGACUCUGGUGGUGCUUCAUCUCUAGGCCAGUAUGAGCUUUGGGAUCUGGUUCAACUAGAUCCAGCCACAGUUGCUUGCGUUGUCAAGGUUGACAGAGAGUCACUCGUCGUUUUAGACCAAAACAACCAGACUAGGACAGUCAUGCCUUCACAAAUUUCUAAUAAAAUUGAAAAACAGCGAAGAGGAGCGGUUGCAACUGACCGCGGAGGGGCUCAGAUCAACAUGGAUGACAAUGUCAAAGAGCAUGGCGGUGAAAUGAGGACAGGAAAGGUCAUACACAGUUACCGGACGUACCUCUUCCUGCGCAACCCGGCACAGAGCACUAACGCCGGUAUAUUUGUUACGCGCACAAGCGCGGUCAACAGCGUGACCGCGAAGGGUAUUGUUCAAGCCAGCGCUGGACCUGAUCUGAAUUCAAUGAAUCCAGCAAUGAAGCGUAACCCCGCUGGGGGCGCUGGAGGAGACAUGGCUCCUCCAAAGUCAUUUGGCAGAGAUCGCUCUAUCGGUCAGACUGUCACAAUUCGGAAGGGCCCGUAUAAAGGACUUCUCGGUAUUGUGAAAGAAACGUCGGAUAAUAACGCACGUGUCGAACUUCAUACCAAGAACAAAACAGUCAAUGUGCCCAAGGAUGCGUUAGCAUUUAAAGACAAACUGACAGGAGCGAGUAUCGAUCCAGGCACAAGAGGUGGCAGGGGCGGCUUUACACCGCGUGGCGGUAGGGGAGGUUUUGGCGGUGCAACUCCUGGUGGUGGUGGAUGGGACGGUGGUCGUACACCAGGUGGGGACACAGGGCGAACGCCGGCAUGGGGCGCUGGACGAACACCCGCAGUGGCCAAUGGUGGACGAACUCCAGCCUGGAAAUCUGGCGCUGAUGGAGGACGAACACCUGGAUGGGCUGAUGGAUCGCGAACAGUCAACCCUUAUGAUGGUAACCGAACUUCGUAUGGUGGUGGUAAUCGAACUCCUGCGUGGUCAGCAGGUGGCAAAACUCCAGCAUAUGGGAUGUCUAAUGAUGCCUUCAAUGCCGGUUCUAAAACGCCUGGCUACAGUGGUGGUACCAGUGGAGGAGAUGCCUGGGGUUCCAAGACUCCAGCUUAUCAACCGACACCUGCAGCGGACAAUUGGGGGUCUAGCAAUCACUCUGGUGGUAAUAGUUGGGGAUCAAAUGCGUACGAUGCUCCAACUCCAGGUGCGGCAAUGUCAGCACCUACUCCUGCAGCUAUCAACGCUCCUACACCUGGCGCCUAUUCUGCUCCUACACCAGCACCUUAUAGUGCCCCUACCCCAGGGGGCGCGCCUACGCCUGCUCCAGGCUGGGGAGGUGGAGGUUGGGGUGCACCUACACCUCAAGCAAUGGAUGCUCCAACACCUGGUGGUCCACAAGGCUAUUAUGCUGCUCCAACGCCAGGAGCUUAUAACGGAGGUAUGCCAGAAACUCCAGCGGCGAAUUGGCAGGACGACGGACCAAGAUAUGUUGAAUAG
Glarea lozoyensis ATCC 20868 is the source of this 3213-nucleotide messenger RNA. RefSeq names its product Translation proteins SH3-like protein. The coding region runs from base 1 to 3213 and encodes 1070 amino acids. NCBI's taxonomy places the organism in Eukaryota, Fungi, Ascomycota, Leotiomycetes, Helotiales, Helotiaceae. Gene Ontology annotation, biological process: transcription elongation by RNA polymerase II; regulation of transcription by RNA polymerase II; regulation of DNA-templated transcription elongation. Gene Ontology annotation, molecular function: mRNA binding; protein binding. Gene Ontology annotation, cellular component: DSIF complex. The transcript is spliced from 3 exons. The record is from RefSeq and is a predicted model, not a curated record.